Diceros bicornis minor is the source of this 1491-nucleotide messenger RNA. It is a transcript of the gene DUSP26, whose product is annotated as dual specificity phosphatase 26. Gene Ontology annotation, cellular component: cytoplasm. Gene Ontology annotation, molecular function: MAP kinase phosphatase activity; protein tyrosine/serine/threonine phosphatase activity. NCBI's taxonomy places the organism in Eukaryota, Metazoa, Chordata, Mammalia, Perissodactyla, Rhinocerotidae. The record is from RefSeq and is a predicted model, not a curated record. The transcript has 4 exons. Gene Ontology annotation, biological process: protein dephosphorylation; negative regulation of MAPK cascade. The coding region runs from base 164 to 799 and encodes 211 amino acids.
CACAGCGCGGCGGCGGCGGGAGAGUCAUGGCCGCGGGGCUGCCGGCGCCCGCGAUCCGCCUCCGGGACUGAGACCCCACCGCGCACAGCAACAGCUACCUGGAGACUGACCCACCAGCCCCACAGCCACCCCUGCAGCUGCCGCGGUUUCUGCCUCCUCUAAGAUGUGCCCUGGUAACUGGCUCUGGGCUUCCAUGACUUUUAUGGCUCGCUUCUCCCGGAGUAGCUCAAGGUCUCCUGUCCGCACUAGAGGGGCCCUGGAGGAGAUGCCAACCGUUCAGCAUCCCUUUCUCAAUGUCUUUGAGUUGGAGAGGCUCCUCUACACAGGCAAGACAGCCUGUAACCACGCUGAUGAGGUCUGGCCGGGCCUCUAUCUCGGAGACCAGGACAUAGCUAACAACAGCCGUGAACUCCGUCGCCUGGGCAUCACCCACGUCCUCAAUGCCUCACACAGCAGGUGGCGAGGCACGCCCGAGGCCUACCAGGGGCUGGGCAUCCGCUACCUGGGUGUCGAGGCCCACGACUCGCCAGCCUUUGACAUGAGCAUCCACUUCCAGACGGCUGCUGACUUCAUCCACCGGGCGCUGAGUCAGCCGGGAGGGAAGAUCCUGGUGCACUGUGCCGUGGGAGUGAGCCGAUCCGCCACCCUGGUUCUGGCCUACCUCAUGCUGUACCACCGCCUCACCCUCGUAGAGGCCAUCAAGAAAGUCAAGGACCACCGAGGCAUCAUCCCCAACCGGGGCUUCCUGAGGCAGCUCCUGGCCCUGGACCGCAGGCUGCGGCAGGGUCUGGAGGCAUGAGGGGAGGGGAGGGAGGUCAGGCCAGGUGUGUGGGCCCUGGCUCCCAGCUGGAGAGGGGAGGCCCAGGUGGCAGGUAGCAGGAAGCCCAGAUAACCCUCCUCUCCUGUAAGCAGGAGAGCAAGAGGGCUGGGACGAGGCCCCAGGCCACUGUUGCUAUUUCUCGGGAGGGCAUGGGGAGUGAGGUUGGGCAGGGUGGUGGGUGCCCAGGAGGGAGCCGCCCAGGGAAGGGAGCUAUAGGUCAGAGUGGUCCCAGGAUUCAGACACCACUGGAUUCCAGCCAGGGUGCUCCAGUAUUCACAGUCCCCUCCCCUCUUUGUGCUCCAGUGUUCCCCUCUCUCUUAUCAAAACAAAAGCGCCGCCUCUGUCCUGUGCCUGUGCAGGGAGUCAGGGAUGCGGCCAGCAUGAAUGUGAUGGUGUAGAUUUGUGGGGAGACAGUAGUGUAGAGACAGACGGUGAAGAGAUGGUGUGAAAGCUGUGAAACCAGAGACAGAAACCUACAGACUUGUUACUCCAAGCACAGGAAGAGGAGGUGUGGGAGGGUUGGCACUGUGCCUGUGGGUGCUGGUCGUGGCCAAAAACUGUAGAGGUGCAUGACUAGGAGAUGAUCACUCGCUUGCUAGAUCCAAGUUUCAAGGAAAAAUAAAGAUGGUGAACACGAAGGUGUCUCUUGACGUCAUUGACAGCUUGAAUGA